CAUAGAGAAACAUACACACAAUUUCAGCAUCACUGGCUAGAAAUGAUGCUCUAAACAUUAAAACAGUUGAAAAGAUGAUAUUUUGUUAAGUUAGAAAGUAGAAGAGUGCCGAUUUGAAAAAGAAUCAGCAAAAUAUUCAUUUCCUUGACACGAAGGCCACUACCAGAGGAGGGAGAUAUGGACUCUUCCUGCACACUUGGUGAGGAGAGAACAUCUCCACCCAACUCGCUUCAUAUCAGUGGAGCUUCGGGUCACCGCAAACGCCGCACACUUGUAGCCCCAGAUAUGAACCUAUCCUUGGAUCAAAGUGAAGGGUCCCUGCUUUCUGACGAUUUCCUGGAUACGCCUGAUGAUCUAGACAUUAAUGUUGAUGACAUUGAAACUCCUGAUGAGACAGACUCUUUGGAGUUCCCAGCCAAUGGCAAUGACCUGGAAUGGGAAGAUGACACACCAGUAGCCUCAGCCAACUCGGGGCCUGUGGAAGGGGUUGAAGAUGAGGGGGAUGUUGGAAAUGGUCGCUUGUGGAGGACUGUCAUCAUUGGUGAGCAGGAGCACCGUAUCGACAUGCAGCUCAUUCGGCCAUAUGUGCGUGUCAUCUCGCAUGGAGGUUACUAUGGUGAAGGCCUGAAUGCCAUCAUCGUGUUUUCUGCAUGCUAUUUGCCCGACAGCAGCUGUCCAGAUUACCAUUAUAUCAUGGAAAACCUCUUUCUGUAUGUAGUGAGCAGCCUGGAGAUGCUGGUGGCUGAGGACUACAUGAUAAUCUAUAUGAACGGAGGAACGCCACGCAGCAAGAUGCCUGGAAUCAGCUGGCUGAAAAAGUGCUAUCAGAUGAUUGACAGAAGAUUGAGGAAGAACCUCAAAUCUUUGAUCAUUGCACAUCCAUCCUGGUUCAUACGCACAGUCCUGGCCAUCUCCAGACCCUUCAUCAGUGUGAAGUUUAUGAACAAAAUCCGCUACGUGCACAGCUUGGAAGAACUGGAACAAAUCGUCCCCAUGGAGCACAUCCACAUCCCUGAGUGUGUCAUACAGUAUGAUGAAGAAAGGAUCAAAGCACGAAAAGAACGGAUGGAAGAAGAGAGGGAGCAUCAGCCACAAGAAAAACAAGAUUCAGCAAAUACAGACGGACCAUCAGCAACAACCACAACAAGAGUAGAAGAACCAGUCCUGUGAGAAACAUCCCGAAGCUAGAAAGCCUUUCCGUAAAAGACCCUCUUAUCUGCUGAUCUAAGUCCAGCUUCCUCAUUUACUGUCCCGCUAUGGUCUGUAAUCACACAAAUCACACACU
Neoarius graeffei (lesser salmon catfish) is the source of this 1285-nucleotide messenger RNA. RefSeq names its product ATCAY kinesin light chain interacting caytaxin a (gene atcaya). The record is from RefSeq and is a predicted model, not a curated record. The transcript is spliced from 11 exons. Lineage: Eukaryota; Metazoa; Chordata; Actinopteri; Siluriformes; Ariidae. Bases 178 to 1170 code for a protein of 330 amino acids. Gene Ontology annotation, biological process: apoptotic process. Gene Ontology annotation, cellular component: cytoplasm.